AUGCCUCCGGUCCUGAACCCCUUCCUGCGGGCCUUUUUCCGUAGCACUCUCCCCAGCCAGUGCUCACCAGUUCAGCACCACGUCCUCCUCGUUCCCACCACCGAAGUCCUCCUCACCUCCCGCGACCGCGACACGAAUGCCUCGUACGCCGACCUGAGCGGCUCCGAAGAGUUUCUGGCCAGCCAUGUCCUGCGCGUCCCGGGCGGCGUGGGCCCCAACAACCAGGUCAAGGAUGGGUCAACGUUCAGAGAAAGCCGGGGCAAGGCAAAACAGUAUUCGACAGCGAACGGGAGGACGGUGAUAAUCAAGGACGCUUUUGUUUAUAGCAACAAGGGCUUCAAGACACUGAACCAGGCACAGCUGCUGAACGAUAUAAUAUUCUUCCCUGAUACGUUCGAACCGCAGCCAUGGCUGGUCUACUUCAUCUCGCGGCCGCUCAUUGGAACGUACGAUGCGACGCCGAUAAUACCUGCCUCUUUACCAGAUCCUACCAAGGAACGCGCACUGAAACAUCCGCCGGCGGGCCCGUCCAAUAGCGGUCCGACGGCGUCCAUGCCGCGGAAGAAAGACGUCAAGUCCUUUGGAGACUUGUUGAACCAUUUCCCCAUGAUCGCGCGGCAGAUGCAGCCGGGCCUUGAUAGGCUCUUCACCGAAUUUAGGAAGGAGUUGGAGAAGCCGCUUCCGCCUACGCCGUCCCGAACGUCUUCUCUAAGCUCGCGGAGACGGGGGUCUGUGUCAUCCGCAGAAAGCGUUCCUUUGUCGUUACACAGUAGCAUAUCCGGUCCCAAUGGGUUCAUCUCGACGUUGGAGAUAGACGACGAGGAAGACCUAAUGCGAAGGUCGUUGGAGACAGCAGUCAUUGCGGCGAUAGACCUGUUUCAAGGGUUGGACAAGCAACAACUCUCUCUGCUUGGUGCGACGACCGAUUUGACUGGCCCCAUCGUGGAGCGCAUGAUCGAGAAAUACAUCACCGAACAACUGCAUGCAUUCAUGUUUCCUCGUUUACAGCAUAUUCGAAAGUCGGACGAUGCCGAGCUUGAGAUGCGGAUGCGACAAAUGACUGAUAUCGACAUUUCGCAGGUGGGCAUCGACAUCGGCCAUGGCCGGAAGGGCAAGAAUGAGCUCUCAGUGCGCUUGUCCAAAGCUGUCGAAAUAUUCAAGAAGACGGGCGUAGCUGGCAGUCCGCAGGAGAUGGUGGAAAUCCUCCUUGCCGUGCAAAAGAACAUCACAAUGCCUGAGGCUUCUUCGACUUCCGGGAAAGGUCUUCUGAAUGGCGAUUCUUACUCGGAAAAGAACGAUCACUUGCUCACAAUCAAUGCAGACACACUAGUGUCUCUGUUGCUUAUUGUGGUCAUACGAUCCCCAAUCAGGAAUCUACAAGCACGCUUGUCUUAUAUGCGCCAUUUCAUCUUCAUAGACGAUGUGGAAAGCGGCGAGAUGGGUUAUGCGUUGAGCACCUUUGAGGCUGUACUCUCAUACCUGGUCAGAGAUUCUGGGAGUUUGCGCAAAGCCAGCCGGCGCAACAGAACUUUGUGGCAGGCAACCAAAACGGGCGACCUCGCAACACUACAGGGUGUACUCGAGCCCUGGAGGUCUUUCCACGAAGACGCUUGGGCUGAUUCGGACGAGGACGAGGACAUCCGCGAAAACGUUCGGCCUGUCAGGUUCGCACCAAGCGCCUCGGAGCUUUUAGCAUCAGCUGAAACAGCCGUCAACGGAGACGCCGGAUCUUCGUAUAAGCCCGGCAGACUGUCUCGGCUCCGACACAAAGGCGAAGAUGGUCCUCUAGCUCAUAUAUUCCCCUUCCAACGAGCUCCAACCCCUCCAGUACUAGACCUUCCAGAGCGGCCAAAACCCAAAAAGAGGGUUUCGAUGGACACAAGAAGUAUGUCUAGCUCCUCGGCAGUUUCUUUCCGAUCGCAUACCACACUGGGGUCCCGGGGCACAGGCAUUGAAAGCGAUACAUCGAUAGAGAAGCUGUCGAAGACGCAGGGCUCAGAGGGCGAGUCCGUCUUGAUGAUGGCCAUUGAACAUAAACAAGACAAGGCGCUGCAGUACUUGCUUAGCCUUGCCGAAUUCUACGCGCCCGAUUUCAUCCUCGAGGACUGCAAUAACGAAGGUACGACCCUACUCAGCGCGGCCGUACAAAGUGGCCACGCGAAGACUACCGACGUCCUUCUCAAUUGGAUCCUUGAAAUAAGACCAGCGGAGGACAUUUUACGAGCGUACCUGGCAAAGCAAGACUCUAAAGGCCGCUGUGUGGCACACUAUCUGUUCACCCAGCCACUCCUCAUCGACCGAAUCGGUCACCUCGUACCUUGGCGACUAAAAGACAAAAAUGGGCAGACUCCGAUGUUUGCCCUUUGUCGAUCUUACGACCAUGAUCAGUAUCGUGACAUGAUCGACAGGGCACUCCACGCCGCUACUCGAGCCCAGCAUGACGGUCAACCAUUACACUUGGACGAGCACAUCGACAACAAGGGAAACAGCCUCCUUCAUAUCGUUGCAGACCCUCAGAUUGCAGUCAGGUUGCUAUAUCGGUGCGACUCGGAUGUGAACGCUCCAAAUGACAAGCAUUUUACGCCGCUCAUGGUAGCCAGCAAAUAUGGUCGCACUGAACUAGUUCGUGUCCUGUUCCAGGAUCCAAGGGUUAAUUUGUCCGUUAAAGAUGUCAGGGGCCUUACAGCUGUUGAGCUCGCCAAGGAUGAUGAAGUGCGCAACCGAAUCGACGACAUGGUCCUGCUAUCGAACGAGCCUGGCCCUGAUGGUCGCACGACUACUGUCGUGAGAUCAUUCUUUGUCGAAGACGGAAGUAUCCGACUCGUUCUCAAGUCUGGUGCGCCCAAUUCGAAUGCCACCAUUACCGUCACAACCUGCCGGCGCUCCCUUCAAGAUUUUGAAAGCUUAGCCAAAUGGCUAGCGCAGGAACAUCCAGCAUCCUGGCUUCCGGUCAUAAACAACCUUGCAUCUCCAUUCUUGAUACCCUCACGGCCGUCUCGCUCCGUACUCCGGGAUAUCCAACUCCGGCUGGAUGCUUUUCUCAAGAUCCUCCUGAAACAUCCUACGUUUGCGACCCAUGAGAUGGUCUGGGAGUUCUUCCUCGUUCCAGACAUCGAUCCAGCGAUGCUCGCAGAAAGAUCCACCCGCAAAGCGGAGCUGCUUGGUGAACGCAUUCGGGAGGAUUACGCUCCCAUCUACGAUGUUCGCGAAGUGGAAUUGUUCGUGCAGCAUGCCCGCGAAUCCGUUCGCUCUCUACACCAUGCAUCGAAAUCUGUUCUACGCCGGACUAACAAAAUGCGUGCCACAGCCACCGAUCUUGCCGACGCAGCAAAGCUCGCCAACACUGCGAUACACACUCUGACCUUCCUGCCCGAGGCUCACUUGAGAGCUUUAGAACGGUACACCAAGACUCUGGUCCAAAGUGAAGCAAGCCCCUUGGCAGGCUUCUACUACAAUGUACACGCCAUUGCGAGCACCAUCAACGCCAUACUCACCGCUUUGAACCGCCCCUCCACGCUCAUCAAUUCCAUGUCUGCUACUCAGAAAGCGGUCGACCGUCAUUCCCUCUCAAUGCGCCGAUCUGAUCGUUGGCCUCUUGGUCUUCUGGAUGACGCUCGCUCACGCAUGCAACGCGAUGCGCAGGAAAAGAUGGAACGUGCAAACGAAGAGCUCUCCGGCUUGGGUAAAGAAUUGCGAUACACACAACAGGUUGUCGCGCAAGAGCUCGCUAGCUGGCAAGAAAACCGCGUGGACAUGGGUCGGAGAGCACUGAAGGAGUUUGCGCGGAAGAUGGUGGUGACUGAACGAGCGAGACUGGAGAGUAUGAAGCGUGCUGUGAGAGACUUGGGAAUCGGUGGUUCGAAGUCGCAGGCAGUCAGCAAUGGUGUAGCGCACGGUGAGGAUGAUUCCAGCCUCGAGACCGAAAUGCUUGCGAGGAGAGGGAGCAUCGAAGAUGUGACAGACGAGGUAGACGGCAGGCUCGCUGCGGAUCCCGAGCCGGAUGCGAUCAAUGGCGAUAUCGACGCAGCAGAGGAUGAGCCCCUGAUCCCAUUGGCAUCACCGUUAGAAAUUGAUGGUGAGAUGAACGGCGUUAUUGGGGCGGCAGAGGAUGAGCAGUUACUGCGGGCCUCAUCUGAGACGGACUGA
Molecule: messenger RNA, 4146 nt
Organism: Didymosphaeria variabile
Lineage: Eukaryota; Fungi; Ascomycota; Dothideomycetes; Pleosporales; Didymosphaeriaceae
Exons: 2
Coding region: 1-4146 (1381 amino acids)
Biological process (GO): early endosome to late endosome transport
Cellular component (GO): late endosome; early endosome; plasma membrane
Molecular function (GO): guanyl-nucleotide exchange factor activity; phosphatidylinositol binding; SNARE binding
Source: RefSeq, a predicted model, not a curated record